Molecule: messenger RNA, 2658 nt
Organism: Purpureocillium takamizusanense
Lineage: Eukaryota; Fungi; Ascomycota; Sordariomycetes; Hypocreales; Ophiocordycipitaceae
Exons: 3
Coding region: 1075-2205 (376 amino acids)
Source: RefSeq, a predicted model, not a curated record
GCGUUCCUGAAAGGUACCUAAGGUACCUCCCUUACCUACUGCACUGCGCAGUGCGUACCUCAUGUACUGUACAGCAUCUUGCCCAGGAAGCAUCGUACGUCCCAAGUACUUUGUACCUCUAGUACCUGCAUAGUACAGUUCCAUAGGCAGGUACGAACGGGGCACAGAGCACGCUACUGUUGGCUUCCCAAGAGUCCAUUGCCUACCUAAGGUACCUAGCAUUAUACCUACGGUCCGGGCGCCGCCUGCCUUUCCUUCACCCAUCCCUCUGUCCGCUGUCGGUUGUCUGCUGUCCGCUGUCCGCCGCCCGCCCUUUGGCACGUCGCCCCUCGCUGCACCUCACCUUCCUUAUUACUCGGACCGUUCCAUCGCUGUUCGGCACCGGCUGCGACUGCGUGUGUCCUAGGUUGCUUGCCUUGCAAGGCUCUUCGCCCGCUCUUGCCUUCGUCGCGCCGUCCGAGGACCUUCUUAUUUGCCGCGGGGCUCUCUCGCUCGCGCCUUCUUCCUUGGCCCCUUACUUCCUUUCCUUCUUGCCUUCCUUCUUUUAUCCCCAUUCCGCCUUCUGCUCCCUUUCUCCCGUUGCGCAAGCUACGUACUGCGUCAUUUGCAUCCACCACUCCUCCAUUGCGCCUUCUCUUUGCGCCUGCGACUUCCUGCGUCGCGAUUCGAGCUGUGGAGGAAGGUGCGUUGUGGUGGACCUAGCAGCAUCGGCUCGGCCUUCGCCAACCUUCUUGCCUUCGCGUCCCUCCCGAGCCAACCCCUUCCGCCUCGACACCCGAGCUGUCGUCGAGUCGUUGCGCCCCGACGCCCACCUUCGCCGCCCAACUGGUGCUGCACUGACGGAGCUGCGCAGCAUCGACCGUCUUUUCUCAACCCAGACGCUUGGUCGCACCCGUGAAUGCUCGAUCGGCUGUCGUGAAAUCGCACUUUGCGCACCUGCCGGUACCCCUCGGGGCCGCAACCCGACCAAACGGAGCCUGCCCCUCGCCGGCUGCCUCACCGCGGUCCCGUAAUCAACAACAGCACGGGAACCAUUCGCUAAGCAACCCCGCGCAAGCACACGAGUGUUUCGCAAUGGCCGACGAGAAGCCCUCGGUCCUCAUCAUCGGUGGCCUGGGCUACAUCGGCCGCUUUCUAGCCCUCCACAUCCAUCGGAACCAGCUUGCUUCUGACGUGCGCCUCGUGGACAAGGUGCUUCCCCAGCUUGCGUGGCUCGCCCCGGAAUUCUCCGACGCAUGUUCGCAAGACAAGUUUAUGCAAGCCGACGCUAGCAGAACAGAGGGCUUGGCUAGGAUUUUCGACCGUUCGGACGGAAAGCAAUGGGACUAUGUCUUCAAUUGCGGCGGCGAGACGCGAUACUCUCAAGAAGAUGAGGUGUACAAGUUGAGGUCGUUGAACCUGUCCCUAGCUGUCGGCAAUGAGGCGGCCAAGAGGAAAGUCAAGGUAUUUGUGGAGCUGAGCACCGGCAUGGUAUACAAGUCGGACUCGUCUCCCAGCAAAGAAAAGGACAAGCUCAAGCCUUGGAACAAGAUUGCAGUGUUCAAGCUGCAGGCGGAGGAGGAACUGGCAAAGAUCGCGGGACUUAACCUCGUCAUCGUACGCCUCCCUCAUGUCUACGGCCCAUACGCCUCACAGUGGGUCGCAACGGCACUGUGCAUGGCGCGCGUCUACCAGCACCUCGAAGGCGAGAUGAAGUGGCUGUGGACCAAGGACCUGCGUACCAACACGGUGCACAUCGACGACGCCACCCGUGCCCUCUGGGAGAUCGCCGCGUGGCACGCUGCUGGCCAGGCGAAAUGGGAUGCCGCCGAGAUGGGGCCGGUACCGACCUUCAAUGUCGUGGACAAGAGCGAGGCCAACCAGGGGACCAUGGCAGACAUCAUUGGUGCCAUAUUCCAGAUUGAGACGGGCUUCCAGGGCCAGCUGAUUAGCACGUUUGCGCGCAUGAACCUGGACAGCGUUGUGGACGACGUCAACGACGAAAUCCUAGGCCCAUGGGCCGAGCUACUUCACGACGCGGGCAUCACCAGGCCGGGCCCGCUGACGCCGUUUAUGGAGAAGGAGCUGCUGAAAGAUACCGACCUGAGCAUGGAUGGCAGUAGGCUCGAGACUCUGCUGGGCUUCAAGUACGAGAAGCCGAAAAUCACCAAAGAGCUGGUGGUGGAGGUGAUUGAGAGCUACAAAAGGAUGAAGUGGUGGCCAUGAGGGGACAGAAGGCAAGCGAGGUAAAAGCACUCACUGACUUUGGGGAUAAAACGGACGGUCUGCCGGCCCGACUCUUCGAGGUCGAUGCGCCCCGUGGGAACGAGGCAUGGCCCCUGCCACAUUGACCACGGGAAGGGCAGCCCAAGGCGUAAUUACACGGCGAGACCUGGCUAUGCGAUGCCGAUACUAGUGUUGUCGGCGGGCCAGAUGUCUCUCGUGGUAGAUGACGGCGCUGAACAACGGGUAGAGUCUAGCAGUGUAUGAGUAGAGGAUAUGAUAGCCCGAGGAGUCCGUGUGAACGUGACUGAGGGAGAAGGGCAUUAUGCAACGAAAGAUUGAACGGUCCUUCCCUUGCUGAUGGGCCAGUCGACAGACAUAGUGUGAUGUGACACGAGGACGACGCAGGACGGUGGCGGUGCUGCCGUGGAUGGCAGAUACUAGAAGUAGCUUGGC